CCCAUCGUGACAGCAGUGGUUAUGAACUUCGGCCCAUAGAAAAACUCGUACAAAAUGGAUCGUUUGCAAGUUGUAUUUAAACAUCUUGGUAGCAACAGUCGGAAUGUGUUUCUAAAUGACGUCAGAGCCAACAGUUCAAAUGCUAGUGAUGUUGUUAUUGUUUCAGCACUACGAACUCCAGUUGGCAAAUCCAAGCGAGGUUUAUUUAAAGACACGUAUCCUGAUGAUCUGCUAUCUGCUGUGUUUACAGCUGUUAUUCGCGAUGUCGGAAUUGAUCCGUAUGAAAUUGGAGACAUCUGUGUUGGAACUGUUAAUGAUACAAAACCAGCCUUUACCGCUAGGACCGCUCAAGUCUAUAGUGGAAUUCCAACGAGUGUUCCGGUGUACACAACAAACCGCCAGUGUUCAUCUGGGUUGCAAGCCUUCAUCAAUGUGGCCAACAGCAUAUCCACUGGAGUGUGUGACAUAGGACUUGCUGCCGGGGUGGAAUCCUUGUCGAAGUUUCCAAUGGGUGCGUCUGGAGGUUUCGACCUCAAUAAGAAAGUAUUUGAGGUUGAAAAGGCAGCAGAGUGUUUAAUUCCUAUGGGGAUUACCUCAGAAAAUGUUGCUGAACGGUUUGGCGUGACACGAUUAAAACAAGAUCAGUUUUCUAUGGAAUCACACAAAAAAGCAUACACUGCACAGAAGACUGGGGCUUUUGAUGCUGAAAUCAUUCCUGUGACAACUACAGUUAUUGACGAACAAGGCGAAGAGAAAACCGUGACAGUUACCCAAGAUGAAGGCAUUCGACCCAACACCACACUAGAGGGACUUGCUAAACUGAAGCCAGCUUUUAAAGAAGGUGGUUCCACAACAGCAGGUAACUCGAGUCAGAUCAGCGACGGGGCGGCCGCGUGUCUCGUGUGUCGUCGGUCUGAGGCCGAGAGACGGCGCUGGCCGAUACUUGGAGUUCUCCGCUCCUUCGCGGUCGUCGGUUGUCCGCCUGACAUCAUGGGCAUCGGCCCCGCCAUCGCCAUUCCUAGAGCACUCGAGAAAGCAGGACUGACUAUAAAUGAUAUUGACAUUUAUGAAAUUAACGAGGCGUUUGCCAGUCAGGCAGUUUACUGUGUUGAGAAACUGGGCAUACCGUUUGAGAAGGUCAACCCCAAGGGGGGAGCUGUUGCACUCGGACAUCCCUUGGGGUGCACCGGGGCCAGGCAGAUUGCUACUCUCCUACAUGAACUGAAGCGCAGAGGCAAAAGGAGCUAUGGUGUCGUGUCAAUGUGUAUAGGAACAGGGAUGGGAGCAGCAGCAGUAUUCGAACAUCCUGGCCGUUGAGACUGAAGUAGAUGAUGUGUCGACAGAGUAUCUCUUGAAAUCAGACAAAAUGAAGUAGACCGGCAGUGUGUCACCUGACACAGACAGAUAAUUAACAAAUCAUCUGAAUGAAUACACAGUGAUUGUUAUGACUAAUAAUGCAAGAGAAACAACGUGAUUUAAAGGAGCUGUAUCGGUUAAAAGAUUAUACCUGUCUAUACAAAAUUAAAACCAAAUAGUUUAAUUUACAAGCAGAAAAACUAAAAAUUUAAACAUUUAUCGCUGAUGAUCCGCAGAUUAAUGGUGUACAUUUUCCAACCAUUAGGCACAAAUCUUUCACAGCAAUAAAUUGGUUGCUGUUUUCAUGGUUAUGUGAUAUAGAUUUUGUACCAAGAACUCUUUGAGGAAAUCACUGAAUGACAGCACAUUACAAUAAUUUCAAUAUUCUCGAGUUAAUUAUGCAAAUACAUGCAUCAUGUGUGACAUAAAUUUGUAGUUGUUUGCUACAGGUAAAUGUAAACACAGUGAUCUAUGGCACUUGCAGCUAGGAUAAUGCACCUUUCAAUGAGAUUUAUUUCAUUAGUAAACUAGACUGGCAAACAGCUUAUAGGCUGGGGCUAGCAUAAAUGUGUAGUUUUGUAACAGGGUUUUAAUGAAGUAAUAAUUACGCGUGUUGAUAACCUAGCUGGCAUUUCCGACUUGUAUACAGUCAUUACAAAUACAGAAUUUACUUCGGACUAAAGAAAAUUCCUAAAAUUUAAGGCACAUGUGGAGGAAGUGGUUUAGACUGUAGCAAAUGAAGUUUCAUGGGGAAUUGGGUCAAGCUUCCUCGAGAAAAUAAAUAUAUUUUUUAAUCUGCCUAAAAGGAAAAACAAAAUGGAUGUCAAACUACAGAUGUCCAGUGGGAUGCAGACAUAUUGAUACAAUAAAAUCCAAACAGAUGAUUUUCACUUCAUAUAUAUAUAAAUAUAUGUUAUAGUGUGUGUACAUUUUAAUUUUGUUAUAUAUUUUUUUAUUACUAUAACAUCAUCUUGUGAUACUUGUUGUGGCUUUUGUUUUCUCUCUCAGUUUAGAGUUUAGCUACAGAAAUCAAAUGGAAAACUUAUAAAUUUGUUAAAAAAAACAUGUCCAAAGUGGAGAUUGGUCUUUAAUUUUAAACUUAGGGAAUGGGAAAUUCCCCUCAUGCAAUGCCUACAGAUAUCAAGCUCUAAUUUUGUGUAUAGCUUUAUCAUGUACUAUUACAGAUAAAGUUUGACUUUCAGUGUGAUUUGUUUGGCUCUGUACGGGACAUGUACUUGUCUUGGCUUUGCAGUACUCUCAUAAUGCUGUACAUUUCUUAGUACUGUCAAAUACUUUAUUUUUACAGGAUCAAAUCUUCGCGAUUAAAUGAAAAUGAGUCAGUUUGCGAGAAUUUAUUUUCGCGAAUCCCGAAUCCCAUUCCCCAAUAAAAAACUUGAAGUACCAGUUCUGAUGUCAAUAAUUUUGACAUUUAUUUUGUUUACAAAAUACUGUAAGCUUUUGCAAGGUGUUUAGGCUACCCUGUGCGAUUUUUCGUAAUCUUCAAAUUUGUUAUAAAAAAACAAACCUGAAAACAAAACAAAAUUUGAAGGCGCGAUGCAUAUAAAAGACCCUUAACUGUAAAUAAAAUAUGUGUGAGUAUUGUUAAAAAUAAAACAUUUCUUUCUUUGUUAACCCAUUAAUAAAGAAAGGAUUAAAUUAAUAACAAAACAAGUAAUUUACUGGCAUUUCAGAUUUAUUUUACAAGAAUUAACAAGUAAAAAAAUCCAAUAAUGAAGAAAUAUAGUUUCUUUCCAAGACACUUGGAAACAUAUCUUUAAAAUGUAUUACACAGGAAACAGUUUUAUUUUGAAACAGUUCUAUAUUCCUACUCAACACAGAUACUUCAUCAUCUGAGCUGAUGAAAAACAAGUGUAGACAACAAUCAAAUAGAAAAUAUAGAACAAUUAACAGUUGAACUUUGACCUGCUGAACAAGCACAUCAAUGUCAAAUAAUACUGAUCCUCUGUACCCGGGGUUUACAAUGAACAAACAACUCGUAAUUUGGCAGACUUCAUUUAAACACACACCAGCCAAAUUUGUUAGCAACAAAAUGAACGUUCAUUAAACAAGAUAUAUCUUUAAAAGUUUUCAGAUAAUUUUAUUAUAAAAAUAUAUUCUGAAUUCCACUGAAAAAGCACCAGUUAGAUUUGGGUUUUUUUGUUGUUGUUUUUUUGGGGGGGGGGGGGGGGGGGGGGGGGUAUGCAAAGAAAUAAUAAUAAAUACAUUUAACUAUUUUGAUUAACUGGAUGUAUUCAGGUAGGCAGUAAAUAACCUGCACAUUUAUAGACCAGGGUUUCGGUUGUGUGUUUUAUAGCAAACUCUCACACAUGUGAUACCAAUAACAACUGAAAAUUGUGUUGGGUGCAUUUUCAAUGAAAUUCAGUAUAGUAUGUUCACAUUAGUUUUCACUUAGAGAAUGACAGCGUCAACUUUAUUUACUUAUAAAUGGAAUUGAGCCCCAUUUUACUAAGCGAUUUUAGUGUUAAGAUCACCUAAAGUGCAUACGGUAGCUAUACACUUAUGGUGAUCUUAGUGUUAAGAUUGCUUCAUAAAACAAGGCCCAAAUACCCAUUUAAUAAUAAAAUAAUAUGUAAAAAUCUAAAAAGUCUUUACAUUUAAAUAAACAAUUUUUUCAAUAUUUCAGAUCAAUCCAUUUACUUUGUGAAAAUUACUGUAGUGACCCCCCCCCUCCCCCCCC
This is a messenger RNA of Gigantopelta aegis, 4054 nucleotides long. RefSeq names its product 3-ketoacyl-CoA thiolase A, peroxisomal-like. Gene Ontology annotation, biological process: fatty acid beta-oxidation; phenylacetate catabolic process. NCBI's taxonomy places the organism in Eukaryota, Metazoa, Mollusca, Gastropoda, Neomphalida, Peltospiridae. The coding region runs from base 55 to 1317 and encodes 420 amino acids. Gene Ontology annotation, cellular component: peroxisome. Gene Ontology annotation, molecular function: acetyl-CoA C-acyltransferase activity. The record is from RefSeq and is a predicted model, not a curated record. The transcript has 12 exons.